Limanda limanda (common dab) is the source of this 2331-nucleotide messenger RNA. RefSeq names its product tripartite motif containing 36 (gene trim36). Gene Ontology annotation, molecular function: zinc ion binding; protein binding. The record is from RefSeq and is a predicted model, not a curated record. Lineage: Eukaryota; Metazoa; Chordata; Actinopteri; Pleuronectiformes; Pleuronectidae. The transcript has 14 exons. Bases 1 to 2331 code for a protein of 776 amino acids.
AUGUCGGACUCUGAGGACAUGACGGAGUUCGCCAGCAUCGUGGAGCGGAUCGAGCGAGGCGAGGUGCCGAUCAAAAACAUCGAGAGGGAGCUGAUCUGCCCGAUCUGCAAGGAGCUGUUCACCCACCCGCUGAUCCUGCCUUGUCAGCACAGCGUCUGCCACAAGUGUGUCAGGGAGCUGCUGCAGCUGAACUAUGACGACUCCUUCGAUGCCGGCUCCGAGUGCUCCAUGCCGGGCAGCCCCAGGUCCAGGGUGCCCUCCCCCUCCAUGGAGAGGCUGGACAGGCUUGUGAGAUCAGGUGGGUCUCGGGCCACAGUGCGAAGGUCGCUUGGAAGUCGAGGUAGACGCGGGCUCCGUGUUUUGAAUAGCUGUAGCUCUAUCUCAUCCCCAGGGUGGCGCAGAGGGUCAGUGACUCCCCGGGUCACCGCCAUCCCAUGCCCUGGCUGCCAGCAUGACAUCGAACUCGGCGAGCGCGGCAUCAGCAUGCUGUUCCGUAACUUCACCCUGGAGAGCAUCGUUGAGCGCUACCGCCAGGCCGCCCGUGCUGCAGUGGCGAUUAUGUGUAACAUCUGCAAGCCUCCGCAGAUGCAGGAGGCGACGAAGAGCUGCAUGGACUGCAAGGCGAGCUACUGUAACGAGUGCUUCAAGCUGCACCACCCCUGGGGGACACCCAAAGCUCAGCACGAGUAUGUCGGCCCCACCACAAACUUUAGGCCCAAGGUGCUCAUGUGUCCGGAGCACGAGAUGGAGAAGGUGAACAUGUACUGCGAGGUCUGCAGACGACCCGUGUGUCACCUCUGCAAGCUGGGAGGAUCCCACGCCAACCACAAGGUCACCUCCAUGAGCAGCGCCUACAAGAUCCUCAAGGAGAAGCUGGCCAAGAGUAUCCAUUACCUCAUCAGCAAAGAGGACCAGGUCAGGACUCAGAUUACUGAUCUUGAUCUGCUCAUCAGUCAGACCGAGGACAAUGGCCAACUAGCCGAGCGUCAAGCCAAUGAGCACUUUGAGCGUCUGUUCGAGACGCUGCAGGAGAGGAAAUCCGAGAUGCUCAGAUCCAUUGAACAGUCUCGUAACCGACGCCUGAACCAUCUCAAGACCCAGGUGGAGGAGUACCAAGGCAUGUUGGAGAACAGUGGUCUGGUGGGCUACGCUCAGGAAGUGCUGAAAGAGACGGACCAGUCCUGCUUUGUACAGACAGCAAAGCAGCUGCACCUCAGGAUCCAGAAGGCCACCGAGUCUCUGAGGACCUUCCACGCUGCUGCCGACCCCUGCUUCGAUGAGUUUGUGCUGGACACCUCCAGAGAAGAGACUCUGCUCAAAGAGAUGUGCUUUGGUGGAGUUCCAGACCCCCCCCUGAUUGACCUGUCCCAUAGCAGAGUCUAUAACGAGGCCUCAAUCUCUUGGAGGCUUUCCGAUGAUCACCUGCCAACAGAUCACCACGUGGUUGAGUACCGCAGACUUGGAGGCCCGAGCCAGUCCCCGUCCCAAGAGGAUGGCGAGGACAGCGGCGUGUGGAGGCCGACAGACAGGGUGUAUGGUCCCAGCAGUGUUGUGUGCGACCUGGAGGCCGACAGCUUGUACUCCUUCAGGGUUCGCAGCUGCAGGAACUCCAUGUUCAGCCCCUACAGCCCUGAGGUCACCCUCCACACACCACCUGCACCCGCUUUAGGUUUCCUGUUCAGCGACAAGUGUGGCUUCAGCACGGAGCGGCUCAUCCUAAACAAGCGACGGGACACCGUGGAGAGCGUGGCGGGCAUGGCCUUCCUCCUCGCAGCAGAGCGGGUGCAGACGGGCAGCUACAUUGGACUAGAUUACAUAAUUGGGGACACUGGCAUCUCUCAGGGAAGACAUUAUUGGGCCUUCAAGGUGGAGCCGCACUCCUACAUGGUUAAAGUUGGAGUGGCUUCUGACUCGAAGCUGCUUGAAUGGUUUCACAAUCCCAGAGAUACCAGCAGCCCAAGAUACGACCAUGACAGCGGGCACGACAGUGGCAGUGAGGACACGUGCUACGAGCUCUCGCAGCCCUUCACCCUCCUCACCCUGGGCAUGGGCAAACUCUUCAUCCCCAAGGCCUCUUCAUCCUCCUCUGUUUCCUCAGCAAACGCUCCGUCCGCUGACCCCGGCAACCGCGUGCUUCCCAUGCCACAACGCAUUGGGGUGUGCCUAGAUUACGACGCGUGCCGGGUGUUCUUCUACGACGCAGACACCAUGAGGUGCCUUUAUGAGAGGCAGGUGGAUUGUUCGGGAACAAUGUAUCCAGCCUUCGGCCUCAUGGGCAGCAGCAAGGUGCAACUGGAGGAGUUCAUCACGGCGAAGAGACUGGCCUUCUGA